ACUAUAAUUAAUACGAGGUUGAUGAUUGAGACUGGAACAAGUCUGUGGUGUGCUGUUCCGAAACCGGGACAAAAUUUCAUGGAAAGGCCGUGAAUUUUCACGAUAUCCUGACUUCACCAUGUGGUAUGAGAUUCUCCCAGGUCUAGGCCUGAUGGUGGGCUGCAUUGCAGCUGUCGGAGGAAUAAAUUACACCUGUCAGAAGUUGGGGAAUGGUGGAAAGUUGAGGAGACAAGUACGACACCCAUUUGAAUACAGGUUGUAUAGACGAGAUCAGAUGGUCACUGGAAAGGCAUACAUUGCAAAGGGUCUAGAAGGUCUGAAUGAGAUGUCAUUCAAAAGCUAAGCCUGAUGUCUGUCAGCAUCUGAGAUGAGUUCCCACAAUCGGGCCCUGCCCCCUCCUACACUCCAAAACAGCAAGGAACUCUCAACAAGUGACGGCUAGCAUGCAACAAAAUAUCAUACCAAAUCGCCAAAAAACAAGACUCACCAAUCAUAGAGAAUAUCAUCAGGGCUCCAAUCUCUUUCGUCCCUUCCAGUCCCACGUUAUUUUUUUGGAGAUUUUCAACUCACAGAUGUGAUGCGAUCAAGCUAAAUGAGUCGUUAAUCGACCCCGGUCAAUUUUUUUUAUUACAGAUUUGAAAAGAGCACAAUCUCAGCGUUACUGCUGUGAAAACCACAUGCUAAUACCAUCUUUAGUUAAAAAAAAUAUGAAAGUCGGAACACCAAGAGAUGUGAUGAAGUGAUGUGAUGAAGUCGCCCUAUUUUGGCCUGUAUCUCCAAAUGAAAAUUCCCGACAAACGACUCGUGUAGCUUGAUCGCAUCACAAAUGCUCAUCAUCUGUUUUCCACUUAAAAUAUACCAACAAAGUUUAAAUUCUAACACUUUGGAUGGUGUACAUACAUGCACCAAAAUUAUCUACUGCGAACAUUUUGAAGUUGUGGAAAAUUGGCUGUUGUGUACAUUUUAGAUAGCACAGUGGGAACUUAUCGACGAUAUUGCAUUUGGAAAAUUGAGUUUUAAAAGAUUGAAUGCUCUUUAUUGAUUUGAGAUUUUCAUAUAAUUUUGUGUGUAAAUAGUUAACAGGUUCAUAUUGUCUCUGUAGAAAGUUGUUAUCAACAACGUCCACGUAAAAAAAUAAUAUUCACCAACUGACAGCAACAGACAAAAGGAACGAUAUUUGUGUUGCUUUUUAAGAUUCAUUUUUGCGGUUAAAUUUGUUAUUUUAAGUUUAAGCUAUCAACUUUCCAUAUGGCUAGUAUGGAUUCCUUUUCUUGCAGAAAUUUCACAAAAUGUGGAGAAAAUUACAUAACUACUUACAAGACCUCCAUGUUGCAGCAUGAGUUUUGAUCUCAAUUUUCAGACCCAACUUUGUGGCCAUUAGGUCUUUGAUUGCCGUGGGGAAAGUAUACAAACAGUUGGAAUACAGAAAUUCAAUAAACAGACAAUAAACUUUAAGUUUUAAAAAGAAAUGAA
Molecule: messenger RNA, 1473 nt
Organism: Patiria miniata (bat star)
Lineage: Eukaryota; Metazoa; Echinodermata; Asteroidea; Valvatida; Asterinidae
Product: NADH dehydrogenase [ubiquinone] 1 alpha subcomplex subunit 1-like
Exons: 3
Coding region: 119-343 (74 amino acids)
Source: RefSeq, a predicted model, not a curated record